Molecule: messenger RNA, 807 nt
Organism: Brenthis ino (lesser marbled fritillary)
Lineage: Eukaryota; Metazoa; Arthropoda; Insecta; Lepidoptera; Nymphalidae
Source: the annotation of a GenBank genome assembly
AUGUGUGAUUUGAAAAAUAAAGUCGCGUUAGUUACUGGUGGAGCAAGUGGAAUAGGCGCUGCCAUUGUAAGGGAAUUUCUAAAAGAAGGAGUCAAGUUUGUUGCUAUAUUGGAUAUUAAUGAAAAUAAUGGUAAUGCCUUAGAAAGGGAAUUAGCAAAUGAAUAUGAACGAGAGAGAGUGAAGUUCAUAAAAUGUGAUGUUACAAAAGACGACCAGUUGGACGCAGCAUUCGAAGAGAUAAUUGAAAGAUAUUCAAAUAUAGAUGUGGUAGUGAACAAUGCCGGAAUCGCUAAUGAUGAAGUUUCUAUGUAUAAAAAGGAAAUAGAAAUAAAUUUUACUGCUACUAUAUCAAUUUGUCUAAAAGCUUUAGAACUAAUGCGUUGUGAUAAAGGUGGAAAGGGAGGCACUAUUAUAAAUGUAGCAUCGGUCAGUGCAUUGGCCCUUUUGUCACCAACGGUUUUCAUUUAUGGAGCUACAAAGGCCGCUGUUCUUCAUUUUACUUGCAGCAUUGGGAGAGAUGGCUACUAUUCAAAAACAAAAGUUCGGACUAUAUGUAUGUGUUUUGGCGCAACAGAUACAAAUAUGUUACAAGAAACUAAAAGUUUUGAUGAUGCCAUUGUAAAGCACUUUCAAAAUAUAAUCAAACAUUCGCCGAUGCAGUCCGCUGAAGAAGCGGCGCAGGGAACUGUUAAAGCCUACAAAACUGGUAAAAGUGGCAGCGUUUGGCUUGUUAAUUGUAACCUAGAAGAUGUAACGGAUAGAGUGGAUAAGGCUUAUAAAAUUAUGACGGGUGAUAUUUUUGACUUU